This is a messenger RNA of Corticium candelabrum, 399 nucleotides long. RefSeq lists its product as uncharacterized. Gene Ontology annotation, cellular component: replication fork. The record is from RefSeq and is a predicted model, not a curated record. Lineage: Eukaryota; Metazoa; Porifera; Homoscleromorpha; Homosclerophorida; Plakinidae. Gene Ontology annotation, biological process: DNA replication. Bases 1 to 399 code for a protein of 132 amino acids. The transcript has a single exon.
AUGGUUGUUCGAAAUCUGGCUCCUGGGAUUGCAAACGGCACACGUCUUAUACUAAAGAGAAAGAUGAACAACUGUCUGGAAGCAACUAUUGCUACUGGACCGCAUAAAGCCCAGGACGUGUAUCUGCCAAAGAUACCACUAAUUCCCAGUGAUACUGGACUACCAUUUGAAUUCAAACGACUUCAGUUUCCAGUUAAGGUCUGCUUUGCUAUGACUAUUAACAAGACACAAGGGCAGACCUUAGCUGUGGCAGGGCUAGAUCUACACGAGCCAUCCUUUAGCCAUGGACAGCUUUAUGUUGGCAUUUCUAGAGUUGCCUCCAAACAUGGACUAACGUUCUUGGCAAAAGAAGGAAAAACCAAAAACCUAGUGUACCAGGAAGUGCUGUCGACAAGAUGA